CUUUUGAUCAUCAGUCGUCGUCGUGGCACCAACACAUCCAAACCCACACACACACACCCACACACAUAGUAUUGUACACAGUAUAUAUACCAUUACCAGAGCCUAUCUAAAACACCCAUUACUUACAACGUACGCAAAUGCUAAGUAUGGAAGAAAAGGCAUUUGCAGAGAAGAGCUUGUACGGUGGUUCUCUUCCUGUUCCUAGUGUUCAAGAAUUAGUACAGAAGCCAAUACUCACAAUCCCACCCAGAUACAUACAGCCUUAUCAUCAAGAGAUCAUCAGUUCUGAUCAUCAUGCUCAUCAAAUCCCAUCCAUUGACAUGCAGAAAUUGCUUUCCCAAGAAUCAACCAUUUCUGAAUCUGAACUAGCCAGGCUACAUUUUGCUUGCCAAGAGUGGGGUUUCUUUCAGUUGGUAAACCAUGGUGUGAGCUCUUCCUUGUUGGAGAAAAUGAAGACAGAAACUCAAGAGUUCUUCAACCUACCCAUGGAAGAGAAGAAAAUAUUUUCGCAACAGCCAGGAGACAUUGAAGGUUUUGGACAAUCUUUUGUAGUUUCUGAAGACCAAAAACUCGAUUGGGCUGACACUUUCGUCUUGACCACCCUUCCUGUCCAACUGAGGAAGCCUCACCUACUCCCAAAACUCCCUUCUCCUUUCAGAGAGACUAUAGAAACUUACUCAUUGGAACUGAAAAAGCUAGCCAUGACUAUCCUAUCACAAAUGGAAAAAGCUUUGCAGAUGGAAACCAAUGAAGUGACCAACAUAUUCGAAGGUGCAUUGCAAGCGGUGAGGGUGAACUAUUACCCUCCGUGUCCUCAGCCGGGGAAAGUCCUCGGUCUGACCCCUCACUCUGAUGGUGGAGCUCUCACCAUCCUCCUACAAGUCAAUGAAAUGGAUGGCCUCCAAGUAAAGAAAGAUGGGAUUUGGGUUCCUGUGAAGCCACUACCAGAUGCCUUUAUUGUGAAUAUUGGAGACGUUCUAGAGGUUAUAACAAAUGGGACGUAUCGUAGCAUUGAACAUCGUGCAAUUGUGAACUCUGAAAAAGAAAGGCUCUCAAUCGCCACAUUUUACAACCCCAGAGUUGAUGGUGAAAUCGGCCCAGCCUCUAGCUUGAUUACUGAGAAAACACCUGCAGCAUUUAAAAGGCUGAGUGUUGAAGAAUAUUUGAAAGCAAUUUUUGAUCGUAAGCUUCAUGGAAAGUCUUUUCUUGACGAAUUGAGGAUUAAGUAAUGAUGUUAAGCAGUGGAACAGUUGGAUUUGCACUUUUUGGUGCUGGUCUGUGAAUAAGUUAAACAUGUAUUGGUGGGUUAUACCUCUAUUAGAGAGAUUAUGUAAAUAUGAUGUAAAAAAAUGUGAUAAGUGUAACACUACUUGUUUUUAUUUUUCUUUCCUAUCCUAUGUCCAGUCCACCAUUUUCGUUC
This is a messenger RNA of Malus domestica (apple), 1420 nucleotides long. RefSeq names its product protein SRG1-like. The record is from RefSeq and is a predicted model, not a curated record. NCBI's taxonomy places the organism in Eukaryota, Viridiplantae, Streptophyta, Magnoliopsida, Rosales, Rosaceae.